Molecule: messenger RNA, 3719 nt
Organism: Anguilla anguilla (European eel)
Lineage: Eukaryota; Metazoa; Chordata; Actinopteri; Anguilliformes; Anguillidae
Product: homer protein homolog 1-like
Exons: 9
Coding region: 1084-2151 (355 amino acids)
Biological process (GO): regulation of store-operated calcium entry; G protein-coupled glutamate receptor signaling pathway
Cellular component (GO): postsynaptic density; plasma membrane; cytoplasm
Molecular function (GO): G protein-coupled glutamate receptor binding
Source: RefSeq, a predicted model, not a curated record
UACAGCGAUGUUGACUGAGAGCGGAACAGAUGUGACUUGUGAACAGUCGUAGCAGCAACGUUCAAUAUGUUUGCAUAAAAUUAAGUUACUGGUAUAAAUAGCCUAUAUCAAAUGUUCUCCCUCUGUACCUACCUCAUUCGAGCCUUGAUAUGCGUAGGAUUCUAUUUUUAUAUUGAAUAAAGGCGAAUCCACAUUGCAGUGAUCUAGUAAAUACAUGGAUUGGUGCGAAAGGAUUAGGUUUUUGGAAACCGAGGAAAUAAAGCUCAUUGCGAAGGACAAUUUGAUUUAUAUUUUCACACGGAUGUUUUAUUUGUUUGCUUAGGCAAUUUGAUUUUUACAUACCUCUGAGACUAAGUCUUUUGAUUGGAUGGAGAUAUGAACCGCAAUACGAAUGAAUGAGGAAUGGCAAUAUAACCGGCUAACUGAAAGUGGAGACUGGAAAGAACAUAUUCUUCUUUCACGGGAAUAAAACUGCGCUGUAGCUUGUUACGGUCAGCUUGUGGCGUCAGGUUUGGAAAGUAAAUAUCAGAGGUCGUUAUGAAAGAACGCGGAGUUGUACCUUGUGUUUCGGACUGAGUGGAUAUUUAAGGGUCAUUUGGAGAUCAGACAAGGCAACAGCGCGAACAGUCAGUGCACCUUUCCACCGAACCCAAGCGCUCCCGUUCAUUUUGAGAACAUACUGCAAGCCUACUUUGAAGAUUGCUUGCGUACCAUCGGAAUUGAAUUUGAAUUUGGUUUCAGAGCAAAUGUCUUAUAUGUAGCGCAUUUGUGGAGAAUGCACAGUUCCGAACGAGAAACGGACAUGAUCUUUUUCUGUGAGCAAAACAAUGAAUAUUAUAUUCAACUUUAGCACCAUGUUCCUUGUCAAGUCCCGAUACUCUUCCGAGAAUUUGGUUGGAAGCCGACGACAUUAAAUAACUGAAUUGAAACAGUCAUGUUUUACUGAAGGAAACCGAAUCUCAUAACAUCCCUUAAAACCCAAAGCGACAUACUGGAGGAAAUACGGUAGCUUAUAGUUCUAAACUAAGCAAUCGUUUUCAUUUCACCAACCGGAUCAUUAUUUUUCUAAAGAUAAAAGCAAGCAUGGGGGAGCAGCCCAUCUACAGCACCCGGGCCCACGUCUUCCAGAUCGACCCCAACACCAAGAAGAACUGGGUGCCCACCAGCAAGCACGCCGUCACCGUCUCCUACUUCUACGACAGCACCCGCAACGUCUACCGGAUCAUCAGCCUGGACGGGACCAAGGCAAUAAUAAAUAGCACCAUCACCCCCAACAUGACAUUCACCAAGACGUCGCAGAAGUUCGGGCAGUGGGCGGACAGCCGGGCCAACACGGUGUACGGGCUGGGCUUCUCCUCGGAACACCAUCUGAUGAAGUUUGCGGAGAAAUUUGCGGAGUUCAAGGAGGCCGCGCGGUUAGCGAAGGAGAAAUCCCAGGAGAAGAUGGAGCUGACCAGCACCCCUUCUCAGGAAUCAGCAGCCGGGGACCUUCAGUCGCCGCUCACCCCCGAGAGCAUCAACGGCACGGACGACGAGAGGGUCACCCCGGACGCCAGCCCCAACUCUGAGCCUCGGCCGGAGCCCACGCAGAACGCGCUGCCGUUCCCACACAGUUCUGCCAUCAACAAGCACUGGGAGGCGGAGCUAGAGGCGCUGAAGAGCAACAACGCCAAGCUGACGGCAGCGCUGCUGGAGUCGACAGCCAAUGUCAAACAGUGGAAGCAACAGCUGGCAGCCUAUCAGGAGGAGGCUGAGAGACUUCACAAACGGGUAACGGAGUUGGAGUGCAUGAGCGGCCAGACCAACGUGAUAAAAUCACACAAGACAGAACUCAACCACACGAUAGAGGAGCUGGAGUCCACGCUGAAAGCCAAGGAAGAGGAAGUGGAACGGUUGAAAGAUGAGGUGGAGAAUGCCAACCAGCUGCAGACCCAAAGAGACUCAAUCGCUGAGAAACUACAGGAGACAGAGAUGAGGAACCAGGACCUGGAGGCCCAGCUGAGGGAGGUGGAGAACCGGCUGGAGAGCAGCCAGCUGCAGCAGGAGGCCUUCAGGAAGAACCUCAAAACCCUGCUGGAGAUCCUGGACGGGAAGAUCUUCGAGCUCACCGAACUGCGGGACAGCCUUGCCAAGCUCGUUGAAUGCAGCUAGAGCACCGCCCAACACCAACAUCAGCUAGAGCUCCCCCUUCCAAACAACAUCAACUAAAUCUUCCUCCCCCACACCAACAUCAGCUUGAGUUCCCAGUGCGCCACACCAAAAUCAGCUAAAGCUUCCUGUGCCCCCACGAACAUCAGUUAGAGAUCAUUCCCCAUCCAAAAAACUUCAGCUAGAGCUCCCUCCCCCCACCAACAUCAGCUAGAGCCCCCCCCACCCCACCACCAUCAACAUCAGUUAGAGCUUUUUGUGCCCCCAACAAACAUCUGCUAGAGCUUCCCACCAACAUGAGCUACAGCCGCCCCCCCCGCCCCCAACUCAGCGAAGUAACCCCACGCAGUGCUCGCCACGACACACAGACUCAAGGAGGGGCCACCCAGGGAGUCCUGCCUGCCUGCGUUUUCCCGCCUUUCCCAGCAGGAGCGCCAUUGUUUCCAUUUGAACGUAAAGCGAACGACAAACUUCUACUGACUUUUUUUUUUUACGUUGGUAGAAUUCUUUUUUAAGAAAAUAUUCAAUAUGGUCUUUCUUUGGUUUCUUUACAUUUUCAAGAGGUGGUAUAUUCUGCGUAUUGUGCCUCUAUAAAGCAGGUAAGAACUUUUAAAAUUUAUCAAUUAAUAAGGUACACCUUCACCAACUGGUUUCUGUUUUCCUCUUGUGAUUUCUGUGUAAUGACGGACAUCAUCAACCUGAGCUAUGGCGGCACAUUGGAACGAUGGAGAUUGCAUACGUUGUCCUCUUCAGAAUCCCUCCACUGGCUUUCUAGAGGAUUCCUCCAAAUCGGCUCCUUGACAAAAUAGGAGCCGCGUCAGGAGCGACUGUGCGGACUGCUGCUUCUGGGGACCCAGCACCCCCCCGAUCCGAAAAGGCUUCUGUUUCUCCCAGAUGUGACUGCCUGCCAGAUCCUGGAUGAGACGAACACAGGAAAGUCACAAUUCAACAGAACGACAACUGCGGAGAGGAGCGCGUGUGGAUUUAGUGUACAGAAGAGACGAAAAUACACUGAGCAAUACAAGAGAGAGACAGAGCUUCUGGGAAACAAUGCUUUCUCCCAAUCAGGUAUUUUAUUACUCUCCCUGAAGUGGACAGUACAGCGAGACCCUCACUUCAAAGGAACUCCGCUCCAGUGCAGUGCUGAGAUUGGUCAGCAGUGAAUAUAAAGCAGUCUUUCAUUUCUAUAUAUUUGUUCUUUUUAUAUGUCUAUAAAUCACAUUUAUACUCCUUGUAAAAAAAAAUUGAACUACUGUAUACAGGACUUGAAUCUGCAAUGUUUUCCCAUUUGUUGCCGGAAGAGCAACGGUAGACUUGACUCCCUCACCUUUCUGAUAUUUCGCUGAAUAUUAAUAUAAUAAUUAUGAUUAUUGUAAGAGAUAUUGAAAUGAAGGUGGUUUUGUUUAGACCUCAAAUGAUUUUUGCUUUUUUUUUCUCUCUUUUUUCUAAAAUAUGAUACUUGGGUAUUAUAAUUGUAUUUAUAGGUGUGAAAUAUGGCAAUAUUUUUUAUCUAUUUAAAAUCAGAUCAAUUGAACAAAAAUAAAAAACAGCCACUUGAACAAAGAAAUUCA